GCCGCACGCGGGGAUGUCCGCGGGCCUGGGAGGAGCCUUGUCGGGGGCCUCUCGCUCCCUGUCACCCACCCGCCUGCUGUCGCUGCCCCCGGACAAGCCUUUUGGCUCUAAACCUCUGGGCUUCUGGACCAAGUUCGACGUGGCCGAUUGGCUGGAGUGGCUGGGCCUGGCCGAGCACCGGGCCCGCUUCCUGGACCACGAGAUCGAUGGCUCCCACCUGCCCGCCUUGACCAAGGAGGACUACGUCGACCUGGGGGUCACCAGGGUGGGGCACCGAAUGAACAUUGACCGGGCUCUCAAAUUUUUCCUGGAGAGGUGAUGGCUGGCCCGGGCGGACCGGCCGUCCACAGAACUGGAGCCAGCGCCUCUCACCUCCACGUUCUCCCGGGCGGGGACUCUGCCGUGACUGCGCCCUGCCCGGUCUCCGAGGCCUGAGGUCACCAGGUGACCCCUACAGGCCGGACACUUGCACCUCACAGGAGGGGGCGGCAGACGCAGGACCGCAAGGGACGCUGUGGCGCAGAGCGGAGGGGGUGGAAGGAAUCAAGGGGGACUGAGGGGGAGGAGGGGACAGACAGAGCCAUAGAGGGUCAGCCCCAGCCUGGCCGCAUGGGGGCGACCCCAGGCCGC
This is a messenger RNA of Fukomys damarensis (Damara mole-rat), 630 nucleotides long. RefSeq names its product SH3 and multiple ankyrin repeat domains protein 1-like. The transcript has a single exon. NCBI's taxonomy places the organism in Eukaryota, Metazoa, Chordata, Mammalia, Rodentia, Bathyergidae. Gene Ontology annotation, cellular component: postsynaptic membrane; dendritic spine; postsynaptic density. Gene Ontology annotation, molecular function: synaptic receptor adaptor activity; ionotropic glutamate receptor binding. The coding region runs from base 14 to 319 and encodes 101 amino acids. The record is from RefSeq and is a predicted model, not a curated record.